AUGAACCCCCAGAUCAAUCAGGCGUGGGAUGAAUGCCUGGAGGCCCCUCCCCCUGUGGAAGUGGCUGAGUCCUGGGUCUCGGAGCAGGUACACGGGAAGCAGGUUCCAUUAGGACCGCCAGAGUUCAAGGUCACGCAGCCCUUGAAAGAGCUCUGGCUGCUGGUGGAUGAAACACCGCCCUGCCCCAGACCCGACGGUCGCCCAUCUUUUCUUAAAUCAGAGCACCACCACCUGAUUGCUUCCUGGCUCUGGAGAAGGCUACGUGGGAAAAGACUACCCAUCACUGGUUUUUGCUUCUUCCUGGCCCUGUCCAUGGCCACCCUCACCGGCUUCUCCCCAGGCCUCCCAGCCUACCACCCUGGUAGACCUGCUGAGUCUCCUCACUGGGCCAGCCAACCACUCAGGGCCGUGGAGGCCAUUCCUCCAGGCAGCCCACGGGCUCUGAGCUCCAAUCAGGGCCAAAAGAUGGCCCAGGUGGGAGCCUGGGAAGGAUGGGCCUCCCUGAAGAACUCCAGCUUAGCCUGCAAGGACAAUCGUGGCUCCAGAGGCAGAGUAGGCCAUGGCCGGCCCCAUCCUGGAAAGUCCAGCAGAUACCAGGGCCGGGCCAAGAGGGACACUGCCGCUGCCACUGUCACCACCACUCUGAGAGACUCCAGUGCCCCAAGUCACCUGGGCAUGACCAGAAACAUUAUUCUCAGGAGGAAGGAUGCCAGGGGCCAGAAAGCCAAGGGCCCUUUGGCUUUGAAACAUGACUGGCAUGAUGACCACCUCCCAGGGUCGCCAGUCAAGGUCUCCCCUGGUGCCCACAUGGAAGGACCUGCCCUCCCUUCCUUCCUUGAGGACUUCAGAGCUGGUCAGGGUCAGCCCACCCUGCAGAAUCCAGAUGUUCAGGCUGUUGGGGCUGGGAAGGAGGCCUGGGGUCCAGGGGACCAGGGCCAGAUACCUAGCUUGUGGCCAGGCUCUGCUGAAGAGUUUCAGGGCUCCAUCUGGUGCGAUGCUGAGGCAACUGGGGGCCACUCGGAGCUGGGUGAAAUCCCACCGUGGUUUACAGCAGACGAUGUGUGGAAAAUGAGGCUGCUAGCCCAUGGAGAGGUGACUGGCAGAGCAAGGGUCCCUGGGCACGGGCAGGUCCUCCGAGUUGGCCUCUCUAUGGAGGGCAUCCAGAAUGCCCUUCCCCCAGACCUCGGCCAGCUGUGCUCUGAAGGGCUUUGUGGGUUGAUCAAACGGCCCGAGGACCUCUAUGAAGUCCUUGCCUUCCACCUGGACCGGGUACUGGGCUUGUACCGCAGCUUGCCCGUGGUAGCACGACAUUUUCACAGCCCCCUGCUGCCCUACCGCUUCACAAGGGGAGAGCCCCGUCCUGUGGUCUGGUGGGCCCCGGACAUCUGGCACCUGAACGACAGUGACCAUGAUCAGAAUUCCUUUGCCCUGGGAUGGCUGCAGUACCAGGCCCUGCUCCAGCUCCGGUGUGGCGUGGCCGGCUCUGGGGCUCCACUGGGGGAGGCCCCCUGCCUGGGCAUCCGCCAUACCGAGUGGGCCCGGCUGGCCCUCUUUGACUUCCUCCUACAGGUCCAUGACCGCUUAGAUCGCUAUUGUUGUGGCUUUCAACCUGAGCCCUCGGACCCAUGCCUAGAAGAAAGACUCCGAGAGAAAUGCCGAAAUCCAGGCGAGCUGCUACUCGUCCACAUCCUGGUCCGGGAGAGUGACCCGUCUCGCCUGGUGUACAUCGACAAUGCUGGCAAACCUUGGCACCCAGAAACCAAACUGAACUUCAGGCUUCUCGAGGGCGUAGACGGAUUUCCCGAAUCGGUGGUGAGGAUUAUUGCUUCUGGAUGCUUAGAGAAUAUGCUGCUGAAGUCACUGCGGAUGGACCCAGAGUUCUGGGAGAGCCAAGGUGGGCACCAGGGCCUAAAGCCUUUGCUUCACACCAUCAAGAGGAGAGGACAGAUCCUGCUAGAAUACAUCCGGGGGCGCAACUUAACCCUCUUCAGGGAGGGGACCCAAGGAGGGGACCAGGUGCUACUUACCUGA
Messenger RNA from Trichosurus vulpecula (common brushtail), 2031 nucleotides. RefSeq names its product golgi associated kinase 1A (gene GASK1A). The record is from RefSeq and is a predicted model, not a curated record. The transcript has 6 exons. The coding region runs from base 1 to 2031 and encodes 676 amino acids. Lineage: Eukaryota; Metazoa; Chordata; Mammalia; Diprotodontia; Phalangeridae. Gene Ontology annotation, cellular component: Golgi apparatus.